This is a messenger RNA of Brassica rapa (field mustard), 7525 nucleotides long. RefSeq names its product pentatricopeptide repeat-containing protein At5g38730. Lineage: Eukaryota; Viridiplantae; Streptophyta; Magnoliopsida; Brassicales; Brassicaceae. Gene Ontology annotation, molecular function: protein binding. The record is from RefSeq and is a predicted model, not a curated record.
GAUAAACGACUAAAUGAUAAUGACUAAAAUAAUCUUACUAAUCUAACUCUCAUCCCUCGUAAAAGACGAAUAAACUUCACCGUCGAUUUUUCGUCGAGUUUCAUCAUCGUCUUCAUUGAGCUUCGCCGGCUUCGUCUUCAUUAAGCUUUCGAUGUGUUGUUUCUUGUUUCUUAAUGGUUACUAUGUGAUCAGGGAGGUGAAUGAGAAUAUUUAGAGCCACUUUUUGAUUACCAUCGUGUUCAGCAAUUGGACUCUGUUUGUAUUGACGAUGAAUUUUAAAUUUUUAAUCACACACACAUGUUUAGGCGAUCUUUUUUAUUUGUUUAGUUUGUGUCAAAUCAUAUACAUAUUCCUUAAAGUUUGAAUUUUUUAUUGUUGUGCUCAUUUACUUAGUUAAAUGAGUAUAUUUUCUUUUUAUCACUCACUGUAAAUCUUUGUUUUUCCCAGUUAAUUUUUGCAUGUUAGAUAACUUUGGGAUAAUUUUGUUUCAUGAUUUUGAAUGAAAGUUUAUACCUUUUUAUGUUUUAUGUUGCUCUACAAUGCUUUUGAUUUGAUUAGUCAAUGUUCUAGCUUGGUCUAUUAAUAUCUGAUUCUCUAGAUAGUUGAUUUGAUUUGAAGUAUAGUCAAUAAGUUAGUCUUUGUUGUGUGAUUUUAUAUUGUUAAUUUGUAUGUCCUGAAACUAGUUUGAUUUGUUAAUACGGUGAGGUUUUAGAUUCAAGAAGCAAGGCGAAUGAGAGAAUAGUGAUGGUGUUAGUUCCCAUGAGAACUACAAGAAAGCACGAACUACUAAGGAAAAUAUUGUUAUUUUCGUAAAAGAAAUAUGGUUGGCUACUGAUGAGCAUAUAAAGAUCACUGAUACAAGCCAUGAUCAUGACACGGGCUCUAGCAGCAACAACAGUGGUAGUGGUCAUAUAGCAUGUCAGGAUGAUGAAUCACAUAAAAUUCAGUGGAAAGAUAUGUGAUAAUAAAACUGGUGGAUCUGUUUCUGAAGCUAUUACUGUGAUUUCUAUACCAAGUCAAAAUGUUCCUGUUGCUGGAAAUGCUCUAUUUAUGGGUUAUAUUGCUUAUGUGCUUGUAGAGAAACAAGUUUGAUGGAUUCUACUACACCUAGUGAUCCAAACACUCGAUGCAAUAAUCUCAAAUAUCUUAAAUCAUAGUCCAUAGUUUAGAACAUAAAAAAGUCAGCUGAUAAACACUAGUAAUUCAACUUAGAAACCUUUAAUUUUGUUUUCAAACUCUAACAAAUCAGUUUAUAACCCUAAUAAAUCAGUUUAUACACUUUUAUAAAUCAAUCUAAAAAGCUUUGUUCAGUUGAUAAUUUGAUAUACACUGAUAUUUCAAUUUAAAAACCCAUAAGUCAGUUUUCAAACUCUAAUAAAUCAGUUUAUAAACCCUAAUAAAUCAGUUUAUAAAAUUUAAAUUAGUUUAUAAGCUUUUAUAAAUCAAACUAUAAAUUUUUAUAAUUCAUUUUAUAACACAUAAAACAAAAACCAGUUUAUAAACAGUAGCAAUUAUACUUAUAAACCCUUAAAUCAGUUUAUAAACAUUUAUAAUUUUUAUAAAUCAGUUUAUAGUCACUUAUAAAUCCAUUUAUGAACCACUAUAAAUCAAUUUAUAGAUCAAUUUAUAAAUCCUUAUAAAUAAAUUUAUAAACCCUUAUAAAUCAUAUUUCCUUUGUAAGAAUUUAAACGGGUAUGUAUCAUUUAUCAACUCUUAUAAAUGGGACAAUCCGACUGACUUAUUCACAAAGGUUUUUCCUUUUACAAUAUUUCGAAAACUCGUCUAUGAUAUUAGGCGUUUCUAUGAGUUAUGAAGAAAAAAGUUAUGUCACUGGAUUUUUUUUCCUUUAUGGUUUUUGUUUCAUCAAGUGUUUUCAUUACUAAUUUUUUAACAGACAAGAUGAACAAUCAAAGAGAGGUGUUAAAAGAUAAUAUUAUGGAUAAUGAUUAUCCAUUUUUAUCAGUUUAUUAUUAAUUUUGUAAAAUAUAAGUGUUAAGCCAAUACUUUCCUCUUUUUUCUUCCAUCAUGAAUUUUAUAUAUAAAAGAGCAAGAGAGUAUAUAAAAUGCCUAUAUAAAGAGAUCAUUUGUUCAUGAAGUGAGGUAACUUAAUAAUAAGUUUUGUUACUCUCUCUCUCUUUUCAUAACACGUCCAUUCCGUCUCAUUAUUUUUAUGGGCCCUGUGUAUAUUCCAUAUGAAUAACAAAACAAUUGUCUGAAAAUUGACCCUAAAUUGUUUAAAAGGACCCUAAAAUUAUACUUAAAAUUGCUUAAAAAAUUUUUGGGCCCUAUACAAAUGCCCCAUCAACACACCCUUAGAGACAUGCCUGACUCUUUAUCUCUCUCAGACUCUCACUAGUCUUUGUUCACAUAUAUCACAAUACUAAAAGCACAAUAUGGUGAGCAGAGAGUGUGCCACCUCAUCAAAAAUAAUCAGCCAAUAAGAAUAUUUCAUUUCGGGUCUGGGCUUCAGUUUUGUUUCGAAUGGGCUUUGAUAUGUCUUCGGCUCUGGGCUUCGUGUUCGUUUAGAAUUGGCACAUCAGCAGAUGUGAGCCCCACUUUAUAUUGAUUUGGUUUGGUAUCUAACUAAUGUUGUUUGUUUAAUUUGAGUUUUAUUUUUCUACGGUUUAAUUUUUUUCCCGUACGGUUCUCUUAAUGUCGUUGGUUCUCUUACGGUUUUAGGGUUAUCGUUUUUUGACUCUUCUUCACCCUCGCCGUUCCUCAAAACUCGGUCUGUAAACCCAAAGUUUUCUUUUUACAACUCUUAACCUCCCCUAACGUAGAUUCAACGUAUUCUACUUAAUUCCCCAUUAAUCCAGUAAUAAUGUAAACCUCUCUGUUUCCUUCAUUUGAUCUAUAAAUUGGAGAGGAUUCCGGGUGGGAUGAAUCUUCACAAUCACUUUCGAUUCAUCUUCCAUAUCAAGCAUACAAAGAUCCUUUGAUAAAGUCGUCCACAGAUGCUUUGAAGAGGCAGAUGACUAACUAUAUGCUUCAGGACGAUUAAAAUCAUCAGAAGGGAGCUCGAUCGUUUUUCUUUUCAUUGGAUUUGCAGCAUUUUGUUUUAGUAUCUUUCUGUUUUUUUUCCUCAGUUAUGUUAGAUAUGUUUUAUUGAUUCAGAGUUUGGUCUGAUUCUACGCUUCUGGUUCGAUAGAUGAGCAAAAAAAUGAGUCAGAACCAUUGAUUUGAUCGAGCAGAGGCAGAGCGUCUGAAGCUUUGAUGCAUCAUCGAGAAAAAUCUUUUGAGUCUUAGAGAGUUUCAGAGUUUCAGGGGAACAGAUUUAGGAUGAUAAAGGCAAGCCAAACCUAGCCAAAUUCUACGGUGAUAUGUCUUCGUUUCUUUGAAAUUUUAAUUUCUUACGUGGACGACUGUGACCUAUUCUCAACUUAUGAUUUGCGGUUACAGCUACAGAAGCAAUACGAGCUCAUAAGCAACGUAUUUUCAGCGUGAUACACAUUUAAGGAAGUGACAGAGUCAUCGAGUCAGUCAUGGAAUAUGCUGCCAAAGAAAACUGUGGGAUGCUGUACCGUUACUGCAAAGCUAUGGGAUAAGGGCUCCAUCAGGAGGACAGGGUGUUGAGGAAGGCCGUAGAGAAAACAAAAAAGAGGGUGAUGAAGUAACAGAGAAUCUCCUGGACAUUGACCCGCUAGAAAACAUGGUUAGACUUAGAGAUGAUGUUUUCAAGUGUAGAAGAAUAAAGAAAGAAAAACUUCAAAGGUUAAGGAGGAGUUGACGACCAAAGUGGACCACCAAGACCACCAAUAUUGUUGAUGAGAAGGUCGAUAUGUUUGCCAUUGGUGUAUUGGUUCUAUAAGUCAUAACCAGUCGUAGAGUUGUUGAUACAACAGAAGCCAUGUCAGGGGUGGUUGUGAAUGCGUGCUAUUUUCAGGAUCACACAGCCCCCUCAUACCUCAACGAACUCAUCCGCCACGGGCAACUCCUAAUGGAGUGAGUAGAAACAAUCAAAUAAAACUUAAAUGUCUGGUAACUAAUGUGCUUAUGCCUUGCCUUAGUCCCCCUUGAUUGAGUUUUGCUUCUUAAGAUUCUCAAUUGGUUGCUUCUUUUAUUUCAGUCAACCAAACGGUGAAUAUCACCUAGAUGUGUCUCUAUGUUGUUCUACUGAUUUUUGUUUAGGCUCAAACCUCGGAGCAGUUGUCAAUAUUCUACAAAGUUCAUGUAGUUUUAAUCUAAGCAUAAAAUUAAACCCCAGUAGACAAAGAAACUCUCAGAUUAAAAAGCGUUAAAUAUAUGGACCUUAUUAGCAACAAGCUCUGCUUCCUUAUGAUCCUCUACACUCUGUUUUUUUUAAAUGUUUUUUUUUUGUAAACUAAUUUUUUUUAAUUGUUCGUUCAUCUUAGGAAAAAUAUAAAUUUAUUUUUGCUUUGUACAUGGUUAAGUAUAAAUCAUUGUUUCAAUUAUGAAUUCUAGAGACAUUAUCAUUAAUGAAACUCUCGGGCUAAUAGUGUUUCCCACGGUUAACUCACGUUAAUUCUAGAGACAUAAACAAGUACUAACCCAAAAAGAGUUUAAUAAGAUAUUGUCAUUGCCUUUGAUUACGCACGGUUAACUCACGUUACAAAGAGAAUUUAUCAAAAUUGUUAUCUCAAGUCUAUCAACAAUCAUACUAUUAUAUUUUUUUCCUUCUUUUACUUUGUUUCGCAAUUUCCCGACUUCAUUUUUAAAACUGUUUCCAAAACAACAACUCAGAUAUGUUUCUAUUCUGACGUUUGUUAUAUUCUUUUCUACACAAUACCCAUGACUAAUAUAUCUACACGUGUGUGAUGCCUUAAGUUACGUAUAAGGAUUUGAUUAAUAAGCAUGGUUAAACCUGCUUUAGAUCUCCAUAAUACACGACUUCAACUAAACAAACAAAUCAAUCCACAGCACUUGCUAUAACAUUUUUCAAGUUUUACAACCCAUCUAAUUGUCAACAAUCCCGCGCUUGCGCGGGGCUCCGCCCCUAGUAAUAUUAUAAUAAUAUAUAAAUACAUAUAAUCUAUUCCUCACUAUAUAUUAUACAACAAAAUCUAUUUAUUCUAUACGUAAACAUACAAACCCUAGCAAAUUGUUAAUCAUUCUUGGAAUUUUUUUUUGAAAUAUGUUUUUCCCUAUUAGAUAUUUGUUUGUUUCCAUUUGGAAGAACAUAUCCCUGAAACUCGUCUAAUUCGGGAUUCAGAAAUGAUGACUUUUUUUUUCUUUUUAAUUAGACUGGGUUAUUUCGGUUUAAUUCGGUCGAGUGAGGUUGGUCCACGAUCCGAUCUGUUUAUUUUUUUUUUCCCGAAGAUUUCCAAACCGGUUUAAGAGCAUCUCCAUCCCAAUUCUAUUUUUUCUUCUAAAAUAGAGUAAAAGUGGAUAUGGAGUAAGGAAUACUCCAACCCAACUUCAUAUCUCACUCUAUAAUGAAAUUUACUCCAUAAAUGGGAAAUGGAGUAGGAUUGAAGUAAUUUUACUCUAUUUUCACUUUUACUCCAUUUUAUCCUUUAGUUUUACACUGGAGAUGCUUUCAGGAAUCUCUCUGUUUACAAACAACACCAACAACAAUGGUGAAUAUCGCAUCCGCAAAUCGAGAAGCUUUGAUCGCACAAAGCAUCUGCGGCACUAUAUUGAAAGGAAACUGGAAAAACAUUCUGAAACACAAACUCGAUUCAGGACUACUAACAUCAUCCAUAACCACACAGGUACUCUCCGAGCUUUCAUCGUAUGGCGGACCUUCUCUCGCACUAAGCUUCUUCACCUGGUCUGAUUCGAUCCCAAGUUGCAAACACACCUUACAGUCUUCCUGGAAAAUGAUUCUGAUCCUCACCAAACACAAUUAUUUCAAAACCGCACACCAACUGCUCGACAAAUUGUCUCAGAGAGAGCUUUUGUCAUCGCCUUUGGUUUUAAGAUCUUUGCUUAACGGUGUUUCGGAAGACCCGGAAGUUCUCUCUCACGUCUUUAGCUGGAUGAUCAUAUAUUACGCCAAAUCCGGCAUGAUCAGGGACUCUAUCGAGGUUUUCGAGCAGAUCAGGAGUUGCGGGUUGAGGCCUCAUUUGCAAGCUUGUACUGUCUUGCUUAAUAGUUUAGUGAAGGAGAGACUGACUGAUUCUGUUUGGAAGGUGUUCAAGAAGAUGGGUAAGCUAGGUGUUGUGGCUAACAUUCAUUUGUACAAUGUGUUGGUUCACGCUUGUUCUAAGUCCGGAGAUCCUGAGAGAGCAGAGAAGCUGUUGAGUGAGAUGGAAGAGAGAGGUGUCUUUCCUGAUCUUUGUACUUACAACACUUUGAUCUCGGUGUACUGCAGAAAGGGUAUGCAUUACGAGGCUUUAUCAGUGCAAGACAGGAUGCAGAGAAGCGGGAUUGGUCCUGAUAUCGUCACUUAUAACUCGCUUAUACAUGGGUUUUGUAGAGAAGGUAGAAUGAGAGAGGCCACGAGGCUGUUCCGUGAGAUUAAAGGGGUUGUUACGGCUAACCAUGUUACUUACACUACUUUGAUUGAUGGGUAUUGUAGAACGAAUGAUAUAGAUGAGGCUUUGAGGCUACGCGAGGUUAUGGAGGCGAGAGGGUUUUCUCCUGGAGUUGUGACUUAUAACUCGAUUCUUCACAAGCUUUGUGAAGAUGGAAGAAUAAGAGAAGCUAACCGGCUUUUGACUGAGAUGAGUGGGAAAAAGAUAGAACCUGAUAACAUCACUUGCAACACUUUGAUCAAUGCGUAUUGUAAAAUCGGAGACAUGGUGUCUGCUGUGAAGGUAAAGAAGAAGAUGGUUGAUUCAGGGCUAAAACUUGAUAUGUACUCGUACAAAGCAUUGAUUCAUGGGUUCUGUAAAGCGUUGGAAAUGGACAAUGCGAAGGAGGAGCUCUUCUCUAUGCUAGAGAAAGGCUUAUCACCAGGAUACUCGACUUAUUCUUGGCUCGUGGAUGGAUUCUAUGACCAGAACAAGCAAGAUGAAAUCUCAAAACUUCCUGAGGAGUUUGAGAAAAGAGGUCUAUGUCCUGAUGUCGCUCUAUACAGAGGAUUAAUAAGAAGGAUUUGUAAGUUAGAACAGGUGGAUCACGCCAAAGUGCUGCUUGACUCAAUGGAAAAAAAGGGUUUGAUGGGAGAUAGCGUUAUAUACACAACCAUGGCUUACGCGUAUUGGAGAACAGGGAAGGUCACUGAAGCUUCUGCUUUGUUUGAUAUAAUGUAUAAUCGACGGUUGAUGGUAAACUUGAAACUGUAUAAAUCUCUCAGUGCCUCCUACGCUGGUGAUAAUGAAGUGUUGAUAUUCUUUUGGAGUCAUGUACGUGAUAGAAGUCUCAUAUCGAAAAGCAUCUUACGGGAUAUGAACAGAAGCGAGGUCUUAUGAAGUGAGUACCCGUAUGAGCUCAGUGUUGACCACGGAUAAGGUUGAAAGUCCGACUUUCCUCUGUUUUAAGAAAUUAGCUAAUACGCGAUAAGGUUGGGCAAGCCUGAUAAUUUUAAGGCUUUGAACGGUGUACAUACUUGAAAGACUUUAAAUUGUUCUUUGCACCAUCGAUCAAAGAUAUUAUUCAUUCUUACAAACUUCUUUUUCUU